Physcomitrium patens is the source of this 2477-nucleotide messenger RNA. RefSeq names its product phosphoglucan phosphatase LSF1, chloroplastic. Gene Ontology annotation, molecular function: carbohydrate phosphatase activity. The record is from RefSeq and is a predicted model, not a curated record. NCBI's taxonomy places the organism in Eukaryota, Viridiplantae, Streptophyta, Bryopsida, Funariales, Funariaceae. Gene Ontology annotation, biological process: starch catabolic process; protein dephosphorylation. Gene Ontology annotation, cellular component: starch grain; chloroplast.
CGUGCGACUUUCAAUUCUGUGUACCGAGUAUACGCGCAUACUAUCAAAUUCCUCGAUCACCAACGACGCGAUAAUGUGUUGCAGCAUGUGAUGCAAGGUUGUUGUAGUAGUCAGAGGUGGGGAGGAGCUGUUGCAAGUUCCUAGACAGCUCGACUUUUUGUCGACGGUGUAGGGAGUUGCCGGAGAAAGAGAGCUGGGGUCUGAUGUGUCCAAUUGUGGCGCAAUUAGCAGGGUGUGGCACUGCUGGGCAUGUAACAAUGGAGCCGCAACUGAUGAUGUCGAGGAUCGGCGCAGGGAAUGGUGUGUUGGGGUGUCGCGGAUUGCACGUGCCGAUAUCGAUGGUGAGGGGAGGACGAUCUGCCGCGGCGGCUGCCUGCAGCUGGACGACUUGCAAUGAGCUGCUUGGGGAGAAUGUGAGACGAGACUCGGUUUUGAGGCCGCAUUUAAUGGCGUGCUCGAAGGAAACCGGCGGGGGUAGAGUUUCGUCGACUGGGUUGUGGGUGAAGAAGGAGGAGGCUGGGAAGAGGAGUCUGGUCAUUCGGGCUGCCUCUCCAAAUAAUGUUGCAACAGGUGUUGUGAAGAACAAUAAGUUUAAAAUUAAUCUGGACGAGUACAUGGUCACCCUCGAGAAGCCUAUUGGAAUUCGAUUUGCGCAGACGCUAAGUGGCAAGGUUUAUGUUGAAGCCCUCGCGAAAAAUGGAAACGCGGAGAGCACUAUGAUGAUAAUGGUGGGAGAUGUGUUGAAGAAGACGAGUGCGGUGUUUGGUGAUGGAAUGUGGGACGUGGAGGAUUUUUCGCGUAGCAUGCAGGCAAUCAGGAGCCGUAGUGGUCCUGUGAGCUUGAUAUUUGAAAGGUCUCCUCCACCACUGCAGUCUGAUUUGAAGAAAAAGGCGGACAUUCCGUUUAACGGAGGCAGAGUUGCCUUUGCGACUUGGAACGGCAACAUUCUUGCGUAUCCGUAUCAAGGAGGAACCGUGGGAUUUCUCACGUUUAGUUCGAAGUACAUAAUGCCCAAAGGAUUGACGAGGCUAGCGAAUGCAACUGCGGUUCAGGAGCCUUAUGAAACAUUCUCUGGACGCAGACCGCUGGGUGAUUUUGAGGCAGACGACGAUUUUGAAGUAAUAGCAUCUGCCAGUGACGAAGACGAGGACGAGGAUACAGGGACAGAAUGGUCUCACGGCAGUUUUAAUAAUGAUGAAUAUCAAGCUGCCCUUGCACGUGCUCAAAAUGAUCUUACUUACAAGCCUUAUCGUGGCAAUACCUAUACCAAGUUGACAGAUUAUAUAUACGUUGGUUCGUGCAUUCAGUCUGCAGAAGAUAUCUCACAUCUUGCCGAUAACUUUGGAAUCACGGCAGUGUUGAACUUGCAACGCAAAAGCGAGCAGGUGAACUGGGGAAUCAAUGGUCAAGAAAUUGAUAAUAUGGCUCGGCAGAAGGGUAUUAUAGUCGUGGAUGCUCCAAUCAGGGACGUAGACACGGUUGACUUGAGAAGGAAAUUGCCUUACGCAGUUGGAGUCCUUCAUCGAUUAUUGCGAAGGUGUCAUCGUGUUUACGUGACAUGCACCACUGGCCUUGAUCGAGCUCCAUCUUGUGUUAUUGGCUACUUACACUGGAUUCAGGAUGUGAGUCUUCCACAAGCUUACGACUUUGUCACCUCUCUCCACCGUUCCGGCCCGGAUAGGCCCGCCUUGGUGUGGGCUACGUGGGACCUUAUUGCGAUGGUUGAAGAGGGUAAACACGAAGGUCUUCCAACCCAUUCUGUUCAGUUUGUCUGGAACCAUGGAUGCAACCCGGGUGAGGAAGUGCUAGUUGUUGGAGAGUUCACAUCAGAUUGGACCAAGCCCAUAAAAGCAAAUCAUGUUAGUGGGACCAAGUUUGCGGUUAACCUCCGCCUUCCUCAGGGCAGGUACAUGUACAAAUUUAUAGUUGGAGGCCAUUGGCGUCAUGCGCACAAUCUACCAACUGACAUGGAUCAAUGGGGCAACAUCAACAACGUAAUCCAGAUUGGCGACGUGGCCACUUCCAACUUUAACAAUCGAUCUGGCCCUCGUAUGAAGGACCCCACGAAUAUCAAGGUCAUCGAACGACCUUUGACUGAAGAUGAGCGCUUCACGCUUGCGUUUGCAGCACGCAGGAUGGCAUUUUCCAUCUCUCCGAUUACUUUCCAAAGCAAAAGAUGACAGCCGCAUUCUCUGUACAUUACUUUCAGCAAAUGAAUGUAGUUUUCACUACGUUUGACGGAACAUUUCACCGGAGUGAGCAUUCAGUACAUCAUCUCUUCUGUCUUUGAGUCUCUGGAGCCGUUGGGCAAUCAUGGGUCUCCCAUCAACAACAAAAAUUUAACUACUUGAUAUCCCGGUGAAGUUUAUUUUUGCCUUGUGCUCAUUUUUGUUAUUAUUACCAUUGUUCUUAUGAUCAGUUGACAACUUGCACAUCUGCUGCACAUAUGUGUGUAAUAAACAAAGUCACUUCAUCAA